Messenger RNA from Medicago truncatula (barrel medic), 1165 nucleotides. RefSeq lists its product with no specific name. Bases 102 to 923 code for a protein of 273 amino acids. The transcript has 3 exons. The record is from RefSeq and is a predicted model, not a curated record. Lineage: Eukaryota; Viridiplantae; Streptophyta; Magnoliopsida; Fabales; Fabaceae.
AAAAUAGUGGUUACUCGGUCCUCACUGGCCUAUAUAAGUCAUUCAACCUGUAGUUCAAAUCUCACAUCUUGCUUACUUACUUUCCUUUGUUGAUUGCAAGAAUGGGAUUUCAGCACCUUCUCAUUUUCAUUUCAGUUCUCUCUCUUGCACUUGCAGGAGGAAGCCAUGCAUCGGUGCCUGAAGAAGAAUAUUGGGAAGCUGUUUGGCCCAACACUCCCAUUCCCACUUCUCUGCUAGAACUUCUAAAGCCUGGACCUAAAGGUGUUGAAAUUGAUGACCUCCCAACGGAAAUUGAUGACACACAAUUCCCAACAAACUUUUUCUAUGAACAUGAACUUUAUCCUGGCAAAACAAUGAACAUGCAAUUCAGCAAGCGUCCCUUAGCACAACCUUAUGGUGUUUAUUUUUGGAUGCAUGACAUUAAAGACCUUCAAAAAGAGGGAUAUACUAUUGAUGAGAUGUGUGUAAAGAAUAAACCCAAGAAGGUUGAAGAAAAAUUUUGUGCAAAAUCCUUAGGAACAUUAAUUGGAUUUGCAAUUUCAAAACUUGGAAAAAAUAUUCAAUCACUUUCAAGUUCCUUCAUUGAUAAACAUGAACAAUACAAAAUAGAAUCGGUGCAAAAUCUUGGAGACAAAGCAGUGAUGUGUCAUAGGUUGAACUUUCAAAAAGUUGUAUUUUAUUGUCAUGAAGUUCAUGGAACAACAGCUUUUAAGGUUCCAUUGGUGGCUAAUGAUGGAACAAAAACUCAUGCAAUAGCUACUUGCCAUGCUGAUAUUUCAGGCAUGAAUCAACAUAUGCUUCAUCAGAUUAUGAAAGGUGAUCCUGGUAGUAACCAUGUUUGUCAUUUCCUUGGAAAUAAGGCUAUUUUAUGGGUACCUAAUUUAGGUUUGGACAAUGCCUAUGGUGCCAAUGCUGCUCUUUAGGAGUACUCUCCAACAUGGACACACCAUGCCACCAUGGGAUUUUGUAACAUAAAUAAAUUGUCGUUUGCAAUGUUUUUCAUUCUCGUACCUUUUGUAGCCAAGGCUAUAGAACUGGACUUGGCUACAAUUAUGCACUGUGUUGUACUUGUACCCUAAAGAGGCACGAUCUUGCUUGCUAUUGAUGUACUUUGAUCAUGUUAUAAUAAUGAAAAUGGAUUGUGCCUCAUUGUAGAAUUUUAGAA